CCUGGUGAGUAUGACUGGACUACCUUGUUGGAAUGUGUGGGCCCCACAACAUUUUCGUUUCCACGUUGAGGGCUGUGUUCGAGGACUGUGACAUUCCUGACGAGGCAAUUGAUGCCUUCCUCUUCAACAUUUGUAAGAGCUGUCCAGGAUCCAUGCACAUUGUGACCGAAACCCUUGCGAAAAUAUUGGAGGGGUCCAAAAGGGCCUGCAAUGCUUAUUUUUUAAAGCAAAACAUACUUAAAAAAAAAAUUCUAGGAGCUUACCUCCAAAACGGAAAUCAUUGGACCCUUUUUUAUGCUGACAUGGACAAUUUAACUAUUGUCUUCAUGGAUUCCUUUGGGGAGUCCAAGGAAAAAACGAAGACAUUGGUGAAAAACUGGAGCUCUUUUGCGGAGGCAAGGGGCUGCCAUGGUCCCUGGACCGUUGUUUCUGUAAAACACCCAAAGCAGACAGACUCCCAUUCCUGCGGAAUCCAUGUUAUCAUGUAUGCUGAGGCAAUCAUGAUUGGAGAUGCCCUUCGUAAUGGACAUGUCCCUGACUUUGGACCUAUAGCGAGCGUAAGGGCACAACUGUGCAAACAACUUUUCAAUUUAUCAGACCGAACUGGCAAAUGUAGCGAGUGCCUGUUGACCCUCAGACCUGCAAAUAAGGUACAAUGCCGUGGCUGUGGGGCAAACCGGCACAAGCGCUGUGCCCAAAAAUGUUGCCGUCUGUGUGAAUACUGUGAACAAAUCAGAUUGCAUGGGGGGGAUGAGGAGAACGAUCAAAGGACUGAGAAGGAGGAGGAAGAGAGAGUGGAGAGUCAAGCGAAGAAUGAGAAGGAGGUGGAAGAGAAGGUGGAGAGUCAAGAGAAGAAUGAGAUGGAGGUGGAAGAGAAGGACGAGGAGGAUAGGAAUGAGAUGGUGGCGGUGGAAGACAGGGAGAAGGAGGAAGAGAAGGAGAAGGAGGAGGGCCAGAGUCAGAGUCAGCCUGACUUUUUUGUAGUUCCUGGCCGAUUGGCAAUCACUGGCCCAAAAAAAAAAACAUACACCAUUACCCCAGAAGAAAUUAAUCGCAGAAUUGUGGGCGAAAAAAUGUCAGCCCACGUUUUUAGAUGCCUACUUGGGGGGAGAAUGGCCAAUCUGCCUGCCAUAGUGCGACAGCAGCCACCCAAAAAGAAGAGUGUGACGUCUAUCUUUAGCUGCCUCAGUGAAGGUGAGGCCAGUGAUUUGGCGACGGGGUUUGGCAGCAGCCUGGCUCGCCAUUUUAAGCCGGUGGUUGAGGGCGUGUCAAAAGAAACUGCUGAAUCAACCAAGUAAUUAUUUUAAUGUGGAAUAUAUUUUCAAUAAUCAUUAUAUUGGUAUCUCUGGAAUAGCGGUUUUCUUCCCCACAGGAAAGUG
This is a messenger RNA of Engraulis encrasicolus (European anchovy), 1379 nucleotides long. RefSeq lists its product as uncharacterized. Lineage: Eukaryota; Metazoa; Chordata; Actinopteri; Clupeiformes; Engraulidae. Gene Ontology annotation, molecular function: cysteine-type peptidase activity. The record is from RefSeq and is a predicted model, not a curated record. Bases 33 to 1298 code for a protein of 421 amino acids. The transcript is spliced from 12 exons. Gene Ontology annotation, biological process: proteolysis.